AUGGAGAGCACUUGCUUCGGCACUCCUGGCCCUCGCACAAGCAGCAGAAUAACAUUCGCGCUGUGUGUAUUUGGCUGGGCGCUCUUAUUCGGCGGAUCUCUACUUUCUGUCUAUGGGUUCGCGACAUGCCAGUCCGACAGCUGUAUCGCCUACAAGGUGACGGGCCCGGUACUUGCCGGGUUAGGGCUGGCAUGUUUAAUAAUGGCGGAGUUUACUGCCCAACGAGAGAGAAGGAGGGAAUUAGAAGGAGACCCGACGGAUCCAGAUAGCAGCUUCCUCUGCGGGAAAAGCCGGCAGCUUGCGCAGUUCCUGAUACUCGGGAUGCUGUUACUGGUUUGCGGGGUAAUAGUUAGUAUCCCAGGACUUGUGGUUCCAGCCUGCAAACCGGCAUCCAACACAGACAAACCCCCUAAACUCUGUGCAGCUCGCUUAGUGCAGGUAAUCGCAGUCGCACUCGGCUUGUGUUACUGGCUGGCUGUCUGUUUUAUCAGAAGCCGUGGUUGUUCAGCGAGCAGGGAGUCUCCUUCCUACGACAGCAUCGAUUUGGAAAGGGGCGACAAUGAUUCCGGCGGGGAAAAUGAACACGACGUUCCAUGGCUGCGCGGGACGACCGUACAAAACAUCAACGAGUGUUACCCUUCGGAGCCGCCUCCAACAUGCGAGGACAUAAACCCUACUGAGCCGGAUCCUGAAGAGAGUUCAUCAUCAUCAUCAUCAUCAUCGUAUCACUCGGUUUCCCAAUCAUCGGAGUCGAGUGACUAUGAGCUCGCACCAGGACCCUAA
Molecule: messenger RNA, 783 nt
Organism: Spea bombifrons (plains spadefoot toad)
Lineage: Eukaryota; Metazoa; Chordata; Amphibia; Anura; Pelobatidae
Product: transmembrane protein 171-like
Exons: 1
Coding region: 1-783 (260 amino acids)
Source: RefSeq, a predicted model, not a curated record